Messenger RNA from Scomber japonicus (chub mackerel), 3405 nucleotides. It is a transcript of the gene slc4a5a, whose product is annotated as solute carrier family 4 member 5a. Lineage: Eukaryota; Metazoa; Chordata; Actinopteri; Scombriformes; Scombridae. The coding region runs from base 1 to 3405 and encodes 1134 amino acids. The transcript is spliced from 25 exons. Gene Ontology annotation, molecular function: solute:inorganic anion antiporter activity; monoatomic anion transmembrane transporter activity; sodium:bicarbonate symporter activity. Gene Ontology annotation, biological process: bicarbonate transport; monoatomic anion transport; transmembrane transport. The record is from RefSeq and is a predicted model, not a curated record. Gene Ontology annotation, cellular component: plasma membrane.
AUGGACCAUGGAGACAGAGGGAUGGGCGUCUCUCACCUUCGCUAUGAGGACGAGGAGGACCAUCAGUCCAUCUACAUCGGUGUCCCAGUGCCUCGAGGAUAUCGACGCAAGCGCAGGCGAAGGCGUUCUAGUCGUGAGACCUCCGAUUUGGAAAGGGACAGCAGACGCUACAGUCACCAAAGACACCACGAACAUGACCGGUACAGAGACAUAGACAUUGAGGAAGGACUCAUGGAUUCAAAUGAUCAGAGUCUACAAGACAUCAACCGUACAAUGUCCCCAGCAGCAGAGCGGCUACGUUACAUCCUAAGUGAAGAAGAUGACAUGCCCACGCCGACGCUCUUCACUGAGAUGGACACUCUACAACGAGAAGGGGAUGAGCUGGAGUGGAAGGAGUCUGCCAGGUGGGUGAAGUUUGAGGAGAAGGUAGAGGAAGGAGGAGAGAGGUGGAGUAAACCACACGUGUCCACGCUGUCCCUGCACAGUCUUUUCGAGCUCAGGACGUGUCUUCAGACAGGGACGGUUCUGCUGGACCUGGAAGGCUACUCACUGCCUCAGAUAGUUGAUGACAUCAUUGAGAGACAGAUCGAGGAAGGCAUGAUCUCUCCCGACCUCAGGGACCAGAUCAGUUUCGUCCUGCUGAGGAAACAUCGACACCAGACCAAGAAGCCUAUCCACCGUUCGUUAGCCGACAUCGGCAAGUCCAGCUCCUCAACCAAUCGGAACGUGGGGCCUCGUGGUGGUCCGGGGCCAGCGCCAGGGCCGGGGCAGAUGGCCAACUUUAACCGAUCCACAGAAGACCUCCGAAUGAAACAGCAGCCAAGUAACUAUGGCCGCCUGCGUCACGCCCAGAGUAGGAGUAUGAAUGAUAUUGCAGAUACUCCCAGCACAGACCAGCUCAAAAAUAAAUUCAUGAAGAAGAUCCCCAGAGACGCUGAGGCAUCCAACGUGUUGGUGGGUGAAGUGGAUUUCCUCAACAAACCCUUUGUAGCCUUUGUCCGCCUGUCCCAAGCUACAACACUAGGAGGUCUCACUGAGGUCCCUGUACCCACCAGAUUCCUGUUUAUUCUCUUGGGCCCCCAAGGAAAGGCCAAGUCGUAUAAUGAGAUUGGCCGAGCCAUAGCAACGCUAAUGGUGGAUGACCUCUUCAGUGAUGUAGCGUACAAGGCCAGAGAUCGCGAGGACCUUAUUGCAGGCAUAGAUGAGUUUUUGGAUGAGGUGAUUGUGCUUCCACCUGGAGAAUGGGAUCCCAAAAUCCGGAUUGAGCCACCCAAGAAAGUCCCCUCCGCUGACAAAAGGAAGUCGGUGUUUUCUCUAAAUGAUCUUGGGCAGAUGAACGGUACAGCUGGCGGAGGAGGAGGCCUGACUGAGGACGAAGAGAUGCCAGUACAGCAUGAGCUCGGAGAGGAGCUGGCAUUCACUGGACGCUUCUGUGGCGGUCUGUUCCUGGACAUAAAGAGGAAAUUGCCAUGGGUGCCUAGUGAUAUCUAUGAGGGUUUCCACAUUCAGUCCAUUUCCGCUGUGCUCUUCAUCUACUUGGGGUGCAUCACCAAUGCCAUCACCUUUGGUGGCCUGCUGGGAGAUGCCACUGACAACUACCAGGGUGUAAUGGAGAGUUUCCUGGGUACAGCUCUGGCUGGCUCUGUGUUCUGUCUCUUCAGCGGCCAGCCACUCAUCAUCCUCAGCUCCACCGGACCCAUCCUCAUCUUUGAAAAGCUCCUGUAUGAAUUCAGCAAGAACAACGGUAUAGACUACAUGGAGCUGCGUCUGUGGAUCGGUAUGCACUCCUGCCUGCAGUGUUUCAUCCUGGUGGCCACCGACGCCAGUUACAUCAUCAAAUACAUGACGCGCUUCACUGAGGAGGGCUUCUCCAGCCUCAUCUCCUUCAUCUUCAUCUCUGACGCCAUUAAGAAGAUGGUGGGCUCUUUCAAAUACUACCCAAUCAACACCGACUUCAAGCCUGACUACGUCACCGCCUACAAGUGCGAGUGCCUGGCCCCGGACCCAGUUCCAAUACCAGAUAACAGCUCUAGUGUCUCUGGGUUGAAUGUGACAGCUCUGGACUGGAGCCAGCUGAGUAAGAAGGAGUGUCUGAAGUACGGAGGAUCUCUGGUGGGGAACACCUGCAAGUACGUCCCCGAUCUGGCCCUCAUGUCCUUCAUCCUCUUCUUUGGCACCUACUCCAUGACUGUGUCCCUCAAGAAGUUCAAGUUCAGCCGAUACUUCCCCACCAAGUUGAGGAAACUCAUCAGUGACUUCUCCAUCUUCAUGUCCAUCAUGACGUUCGUGGGGCUUGACAUGUUGAUAGGUCUCAAAACUCCCAAGCUAAUCGUCCCAACAGAAUUUAAGCCAACUCGGCCGGGUCGCGGCUGGCUGGUGAUGCCGUUUAGUAAGAACCCGUGGUGGGUUUAUGUGGCCAGCUUUGUCCCCGCCCUCCUCGUCACCAUCCUCAUCUUCAUGGACCAGCAGAUCAGCGCUGUCAUUGUCAACCGCAAGGAGAACAAACUUAAAAAAGGUUGCGGCUACCAUCUGGAUCUGUUCUGGGUGGGGGUCCUGAUGGCUGUCUGCUCCUUCUUAGGCCUUCCCUGGUACGUCGCCGCCACCGUCAUCUCCAUCGCCCACAUCGACUCUCUGAAGAUGGAGAGCGAGUCCAGCGCUCCCGGAGAGCAGCCUCAGUUCCUCGGGGUCAGAGAACAAAGAAUGACUGGCAUUUUGGUGUUUGUUCUCACCGGAGUCUCCAUCUUCCUCGCUCCAGUACUUAAGUUCAUCCCCAUGCCUGUGCUGUAUGGUGUCUUCCUCUACAUGGGUGUAGCUUCGCUCAGUGGAAUCCAGUUCUGGGACAGGAUCAAGUUGUACAUGAUGCCGUCCAAGCACCAGCCGGACUUCUCCUUUCUGCGCCACGUUCCUCUGAGGAAGGUCCACCUGUUCACGCUCAUCCAGAUUAUAUGUCUGGCUGUGCUCUGGGUCCUCAAAUCCACCUUCUUGGCUAUCAUCUUCCCAGUUAUGAUCCUGGGUCUGAUGGUGGUCCGGAAGAUGUUGGACAUGGUCUUCUCCCAGCAUGACCUGGCCUGGCUCGACGACUUGCUGCCUGACAAAGAGAAGAAGAAGAAGAGUGACGCCGAAAAGAAGGGGAAGGAUAAGGAGAAGAAGAAGCCUAAACCAGAUAAUAGCGAGGAUGAGGAAAAGUUCCACUCCUAUUCAAACCAUUCGCCCAGCUCAGAGUCGGACUUGGAUCGCAGCAUCACCCUCCACCUGAAGAUCUCCUGCCCGUCGUCUCCGGCCAUGCCCAUGGGCCGAGGGAUGGCCUGCCCCGUGCCCCAGGUCAAGAUCGAGAUGGAGUCGGACUACGACUCGGACAUCGACCCCCACCGGCCCCGCGACAUGAGCAGUGAGACCACGUUAUAA